UUUUUCAAUUAAAUAUCAGUAAAAAAUAUAAAAAUGGGUAGCAAAAUUGAAACGAAUUGCAAAGUGGAUCCAGUAAAAGUUCCUUUGGAAACCGACCAAGGUAUUAUUGAGAGUGAAGAGAGAAAAUGGGGGAUACCGCUUAAAGACGUGUAUAAGUAUGGACUUGCGUUUUAUAAAGAUAAGGAGGGUAAAGCCCUGCACCUCAGCUAUGAAGAUAGGCUGAAACUGGUAGCGUACACGCAGCAGACAGCACACGGGCCUCUGGACCCACACUCGGCGUCUCCGCUCGGGGUGCUCGACGUGAUCGGGCGGGACAGACGGGCGGCCUGGCAAGCUCUCGGACAAAUGACACAGAUACAAGCUAUGGCUGGAUUUGUUCAUACUCUCGACAGGUUGUGUCCUCUGUUUAAGCCAUACUUGGAAGCAAUUCAAAAGGAUUUAGAAAACAAAAAACAGCAAGAGGUGAGGAAGGAACAAGAGGAACGUUCCCGCGCGGAGCUGCAGGAGCGAGUGUUGCUGGAGAAGCAGAAGCAGAUGAACAACAAGCACUCCGAGGAGGCACAAGUGCAAAGAAUAAAAGAAGCGUUGAACGCGCAGACGUACGAACAGUUCCUUGCGUACGCGCAGCAGCAGUUUCCGGGCAACUUCGACCAGCAGGCCGUGCUCAUACGCCAGCUGCAGGACCAACACUACCAACAGUACAUUCAGCAGUUGGCCAUAGACCAGAGGUUGGCCAAUUGCACCAUUACAGACUCUGAGGACGCAGACCCUGUCAUAGAAGAAACCGUGAAGGAUUGUAACUUGAACGACACUGUGGCUACCGUGGACAACAAAUCAAUGCAAACGUCAGACAAGGGCGACGCUGGUGAUUUUACUGAAGAGUCGAGAGAAGAUGAUUCAGAGGGAGAUGGCGAUGACGUGUUCCCGCCGGUGGAGGAGGCGCGCAUGUGGACGUCAGCGUCGGUGGAGGAGUUCAAGGCGUCGGCGGGCGCGGGCGGCGGGCGGCUCACGGUGGGCCACGGGGAGACGCUCACCGUGCGCGUGCCCACGCACCCGAGGGCGCGCUGCCUGUGCUGGGAGUUCAGCACCGACCACUACGACAUCGGUUUCGGGUUGUACUUCGAGUGGAGCAAGUCCCCGACCACAGAAGUGACGAUCCACGUGUCCGACAGUGACGAAGACGACGACGUGGACGAUGACGGCUACGGUGACGAAGAGGGCGCCGCCCCGGGCGCGGAGCCCCGCGCCCCCGGCGACCCCGAGCUGGGCGCGGGGCGGCGCGCGCUGGCCGCCGCCAAGCCGCCCGUGUCGCAGGUCGUGCCCGUGUACCGCCGGGACUGCCACACAGAGGUGUACGCCGGGUCACACACAUACCCCGGGGAAGGAGUGUACCUGCUCAAGUUCGACAACACAUACAGCCUGUGGCGGUCUAAAACGUUAUACUACAAGGUUUACUACACACAGUAAUAGAUAUACUAUUAAAUGUACCAUUUGUAAUGUAAAAUACAUGACAAAUAUAUCGUUGAGGAUAGUUUACAUUACAAUUCUGGUGAAUAUAGACAACGGCGUGGACUCGUUUAGACGCAAACUGGGUUUAAAGCUUAACCGUUCUAAAUCUAAACCAGUGGCACGUUAUGGAGUAGUUCUUCGAACACCGGAAGUCAAUAUUGCCGUAAACGAAAAAAUGGCGGCGGAAAGCAAUUGGCAAUUUGGGCGGCAGGCAAGAAGGAAACAACUGCCUAUUUUU
Messenger RNA from Pectinophora gossypiella (pink bollworm), 1747 nucleotides. Its product is annotated as Golgi resident protein GCP60. Bases 34 to 1467 code for a protein of 477 amino acids. NCBI's taxonomy places the organism in Eukaryota, Metazoa, Arthropoda, Insecta, Lepidoptera, Gelechiidae. The record is from RefSeq and is a predicted model, not a curated record. The transcript is spliced from 11 exons. Gene Ontology annotation, molecular function: fatty-acyl-CoA binding. Gene Ontology annotation, cellular component: Golgi membrane.